This is a messenger RNA of Medicago truncatula (barrel medic), 512 nucleotides long. RefSeq names its product GDSL esterase/lipase At2g40250. The record is from RefSeq and is a predicted model, not a curated record. Lineage: Eukaryota; Viridiplantae; Streptophyta; Magnoliopsida; Fabales; Fabaceae. Gene Ontology annotation, molecular function: hydrolase activity, acting on ester bonds. The transcript has 2 exons. Bases 23 to 466 code for a protein of 147 amino acids.
UGGAGCAGGAGCUCGAAGGGUUAUGGUGGCAGGUCUUCCUCCAAUUGGUUGUCUUCCAGUAAUAGUGACAAUGGAUAGCAUCUCACCUAGCCAAAACUGGCUCCAACGUGUUUGCAACGACCAACACAACAUUGAUUCUCAAAUUUACAACACCAAACUUCAAUCCCUUAUUCAUAAUUUAUUGCAAACUACACUCCAUGAUGCUAAGAUUGCAUAUUUUGAUAUCUAUACACCCAUUCUUGAUAUGGUCCAAUACCCAACCAAAUACGGGCUUGAGAAUUCACGUGAAGGAUGCUGUGGAACAGGGACAAUGGAGUUCGGUCCUGUUUGCAAUGAACUUGACAUGAUAUGCCCUGAUCCAUCCAAGUAUCUGUUUUGGGAUGCUGUCCACCCUACACAAAAAGGGUACUCAGUUAUGAUCAACACCGGUCUAGAAAAUACUCUCCUUUCAUACCUUACUAGUUAGAAUCACCUCCUAUUCCAUGGGAAACACCAAAAAUGAUUUUGUGAUG